Molecule: messenger RNA, 240 nt
Organism: Ostreococcus tauri
Lineage: Eukaryota; Viridiplantae; Chlorophyta; Mamiellophyceae; Mamiellales; Bathycoccaceae
Product: Ribonucleoprotein LSM domain,eukaryotic/archaea-type
Exons: 1
Coding region: 1-240 (79 amino acids)
Biological process (GO): mRNA splicing, via spliceosome; spliceosomal snRNP assembly
Cellular component (GO): U1 snRNP; catalytic step 2 spliceosome
Molecular function (GO): RNA binding
Source: RefSeq, a predicted model, not a curated record
AUGAGCGCGCCGAUUAACCCCAAGCCCUUCCUCGCCGCGCUCACGGGCAAGCGCGUGGCGGUGCGACUGAAGUGGGGGAUGGAGUACCGCGGGUUUCUCGUCUCCACCGAUGCGUACAUGAAUCUCCAGCUCGCGUCCACGGAAGAGUACAUCGAUGGCGAGUUACAAGGGGCGUUGGGAGAGGUGUUGAUACGGUGUAAUAACGUCAUGUACCUACGAGGGGUGGAGGAGGAGGAGUGA